UAUACAAUCCCGACAGCUGUUUUCCUUGCAAGAUCAACUUAAACAACCGCGUAUGUGUCGGCUGCCUUAUGAAAGGACGAGCGGAAAUCGAAGAUCGCGUCUACGCGUUGUACUCGGAGGCAGUAUGCGGAAACUCAGAGGCUUUACUCGGCUUGAAGCAUAUGGGUCUGUGGAAUUAUGCGAUGAAUAACCAGCAAUACCACCGCGGGAUCGCUCAGGCUAUUCAGCAUUUCAAGGCGAAAAACGAACCCGGCUGGCAAAUGGUUGAAGCGAUCGCGAUUCCGUCUAUCCAGUCAACUCCAUCUACCGCGAAUAAAGCGCUUCUUCCUCAUCCGCCUAAUGAAUUACGCCGCGCACAGUUGAAGUACGCUGACGAAACCGAAGAGAACAUCAGCGACUGGAAAUCUGUCCCGCUUAAGCCGUCGUUCCAGAAAGCUUCUUCUGACGACUGGACGCGAAAUGCAGAUCGCCCAUUGGGAACAAACACGGCUAACCACAGUCAAAGCGAUGACCAGCGUCAGCGAGGCGAUCAGCGUCAGUUCACCGAAUAUCGCCAGCCUACAGAUCAGCGUGCAGAUCGGCGUUCAGAACAGCGAACUACUCAGCAGAAUACGCGCACUGGACAGUCUUCCGCUACCAGAUGGGAGCCAUUCCUCAGCGUAUGA
Paramacrobiotus metropolitanus is the source of this 665-nucleotide messenger RNA. RefSeq lists its product as uncharacterized. Lineage: Eukaryota; Metazoa; Tardigrada; Eutardigrada; Parachela; Macrobiotidae. The record is from RefSeq and is a predicted model, not a curated record. Bases 69 to 665 code for a protein of 198 amino acids. The transcript is spliced from 2 exons.